CCCGUCCAUCAUCGCGGGGCCACCUCCGUCCAAACCAUGACGGUCACGCUGCGCCUCGAGGACGCCCAUACAGAUGGACGUACUCGACGCGCCUUACACGAAUUAUCACGAGCAGUGGUGAAGAGCACGAAGAUUGUCGUCGUGACAGGCGCUGGCAUCUCGUGUUCCUGUGGAAUCCCGGACUUUCGCUCGUCCGAUGGCCUGUACGCGCUCGUGAAGAAACAAUACCCGGAUGUCGUUCUCAAGGGCCGCGAUCUCUUCGACGCUUCCCUCUUCCGCGAUACCACGUCCACGGCGGUCUUCUACACCUUCAUCUCGCAGCUCAAGCAGUCUAUCGACAAGGCUACCCCUUCCCCUACCCAUCACUUUAUCAAAGCUCUCAACGAGAAGAAGAAACUCUUGCGUUCGUAUACCCAGAACAUCGACGGUCUCGAGGAGCGCGCAGGCCUUCUCAGCAGUUCCAGCGACAGUGCCAAGGCUGUCAAGGGAAAGUCGAAGAUCCGGAUCAAGGAUGUGCGGAAUGUGCAACUGCACGGUGACAUCCACCGCGUUCGCUGCAUCACUUGUUGCGCGGAACAGCCAUGUAUCCCAGAGUACGUGAAGAUGUUCAACGAGGGGAUCGCUCCGGACUGUCCCGAGUGCCUAAAGAGACGAGAGGCGCGCGUAGCCCGUUCAGCUCGUCCUCUCCGAGUCGGCUCAUUGCGCCCCGCUAUCGUGCUGUAUGACGAACCGCACCCCCUUGGCGACGAGAUAGGCGCCAUCCAGACCUCUGAUGUCGGGCGUAAGCCGGACUGUCUCAUCAUCAUGGGCACUUCCUUGAAGGUCCACGGCCUCAAGAAGCUCGUGAAGGACUUCGCCAAGACCGUUCACGCCGCUGCUACCUCGCGCAAGUUCUGCAAGGUCGUCUUCGUCAACCGCACGCCGCCGGGCGCGGAGUGGGCCGGCAUCAUCGACUACCACGUCGAGGCUGAUGCGGACUCGUGGGUGAAGAUGACUAUGGAGGAGUGGAAGAGUGCAUUUCCUGCCGACUGGGAGUCGCAGACGACGCUUGUCCGGGCGAAUGGAGACGUUACGAUGUCGUCGCCGUUCAAGACUGUCAAGAGCGCAGUCGCUGUACCUCCAGGUGUCAAGGGCAAGCGGAAAGAUAUUCGCAAGCCGGCUGGCGAACGCGAGAACGUACCUCCACUGGUCGACGACAUGGUUCUCAGCACACCUGACGCCGUGCGUACAUGGCCCAAGCCCGGUCCUGAAGAGUCUCCCAGCGUGUCUCGACGCGGGGCUGCGGAUCCGGACGCCAUGGCUCUCAGCUCGCCGCAAUACUUCAAGCCUCCGAGGCCGUCUAUGAUGGCGCCACUGUCCCCAAGCAAACGUCAGCAGCGCACCUCCCAUUACGACCUGCAAUCGAGUCCGUCUAAGAAGCAUACGGGAGUCAAGCCAAAGCUCGAGGACGACGAUAGCGAUGACGAGGAUACGCUCUUCGUCGGUUCGAAGGUGGUGCCACCGGAGGACGAUCCAUUCGCGUUGUCAGACGAGGAGAGCGAGGAGGUCAUCGAGAAGCCGUUGUCCCUGAUGGCUAAGCUGACCGCUGCUAAGCCCUCUGCACGAGCUCAGGAUGACGGUCAGUUGAGCAAGCCUCGGCGCACGACCCGUUCUCUCGCUCGGACACGGUCUGCGAAAGUUUGAGCCCACCUGUACUGUACAUUCUAUCACGCUCAGCAUCUUGCUACGGACCACGGAUUCGGUUAUCCAAUGUUUAUUGUGACGUUUUGAGCGGAUUGCAUUACAGUACGAAAGCAAAAGAUGUGACGGAAUCAAGAAUGAGGAAGCGAACCGAUGAGGGGCGGAGGCGAAGGUAUAUUAGUCCGUGAUGAGCUCAGAAACACUCCAGUCUUCGAAGCUCCCGUCAGGCAGAUAGCGUCGAAUGAUGAGGGGAAUUUUGCGCUGCGACAGCUCUUUAAUGGCGAUUUGAAGCGCGUCGGUCUCCCCGUCCAAAGGUACUAGCACAGGCGCAUUCAUACUGUGGGUAGCAGCUCGUGAACACGGUCAGUAAGAGCGCAGUGAAAGUAUUCUGACCUGAUCUGCAAUGCGCGAGUGCCCAGUAUUCGUGCGCGCUCGUACUUUGUGAGGUAUGGUGUUGUGACGCGCUCCUUGUUGGGU
Molecule: messenger RNA, 2157 nt
Organism: Schizophyllum commune H4-8
Lineage: Eukaryota; Fungi; Basidiomycota; Agaricomycetes; Agaricales; Schizophyllaceae
Product: DHS-like NAD/FAD-binding domain-containing protein
Exons: 4
Coding region: 37-1683 (548 amino acids)
Molecular function (GO): NAD+ binding
Source: RefSeq, a predicted model, not a curated record